Molecule: messenger RNA, 2172 nt
Organism: Vespula vulgaris
Lineage: Eukaryota; Metazoa; Arthropoda; Insecta; Hymenoptera; Vespidae
Gene: mRpS11
Product: 30S ribosomal protein S11
Exons: 5
Coding region: 68-700 (210 amino acids)
Biological process (GO): translation; maturation of SSU-rRNA from tricistronic rRNA transcript (SSU-rRNA, 5.8S rRNA, LSU-rRNA); ribosomal small subunit assembly
Cellular component (GO): mitochondrial small ribosomal subunit; ribosome
Molecular function (GO): small ribosomal subunit rRNA binding; mRNA 5'-UTR binding; structural constituent of ribosome
Source: RefSeq, a predicted model, not a curated record
UAGUUGACAUAUACGUAACAUAUAUGUUGAUUUAUUGUUUUAAAAAAUAUAAGUUUCAAAGUUUACAAUGAUGAAUACACUUCUACCAUUAAGAAAAUUAUCAUAUACAGCGCAAAAAUUGUUAGUUAAUAAUAUGAUUAAUCCGAAAUAUUCCAUUGUAACAAAUUUAAGAAAUCUUCACAUAACCUCUUUUAAUACAAAAGAGAUAAGAAAUAUAAAUGAGAAAGUCAGAGUUGGUAAUAAAAGAUAUGAUUUGAUUGAAGGAGAAGUAACAGGUUCAAUUCAUAAUUUAGAACAAAUAAAACUUUUCCCAGAAGAAGACACACCAAAUUGGAUUUUUAAAGGUAUACCAUAUAAGGAAUUACCAAUUAUAAAUAUAAGAGCAACUCGUAACAAUACUAUUCUAUCUCUGACAGAUUAUAAAGGAAAGAUGUUAGCAAUACAUUCUGCGGGUAUGGAGGGUUUUAAAAAUACUAGGAAAGGUACUAAUGUCGCAGCACAACAAACAGCUUUAAGUUUCAGCGAGACAAUUCGAAGUAAAUGUACACCAGUAAUCAGAGUGCGUGUAGAAGGAUUAGGCCCUGGUAGAAUGGCUGCUUUAAAAGGUCUUCAGUUAGGAGGAAUAGAAAUCAUAUCAAUCACAGACAGUACAAAAGUUUCAUGGUGUCCACGAAGACCAAGAAAGCCGAGGAGAGUAUAAUUAUAACCUAUACAUAGAACAAUAUCUUUAAAAAGUCAUCUUAUUAUUAUAAUUCAACAGUUAUAUGUAUAUUUACUCAAAAUUAGAACUUCAUAUUUAUAUCAUUGGAAUUGCUAAUUUCAUAAUGCAAUAUAACUUUCGAGUUACGUACUUUUCAUAGAAACAUUUUGAAUUCAAGCCUGAGAAUAAUUCUGAAUACUUUAUUACGUUUUUUAUUAAAUAAAAUUCUAAAGUUUUCAGUUCGAUAUAGAAAAACUAAGUAAGUUGAAAAAAUAAUUUGUCAACGUUGUGCAUAGAAGAAAGAAAAUUUUGAAUUUUUAUUCUCUUUUAAUUUGAAGAUAAUUGAGAAAAGAACAACGGUUUUCACACGACUCGACGUGACGUGAAAUUUCGGUCUUAUAUAUAAGCGUAAAAAUAUUAUUUUUUGUAUUGGAUUUACAAAUAAUCGAUUAUUCAGGUCUCAAGAGUCCUAUUAUAAACUGGAAAUGCGUAGAGUCCCAUAGGGAAGUUUGACCUAGAUAGCUUAAAGUACCCUUGGGAUAUUGUAGCCUAUAUUCGGUAAUUAAGCGUUUGUGUCCUUAACUAUAAACUUUCAAUGAAAGUUAUACGCAACAGUUAAUGUUCAUCUACUACGCGUGUUUAUUGCGCUGAUUUAUUGAUGGUAUUGUCUACGUUCUGUCAACCGAAUUGAUAGAUAUACAAGCGGGAUGUGUGUAAACUUCUCAUUUACAGCUUAAUAACCGUCUUUAUUAACGAUGUAUAAAUAUUUGGCAUUGUUUUGUAAUAUAUAAUAUAAAUUAUAUAAUAGUCUAAUACUAUUUACAAUAUUCGAAUAAUUUACAAUACUCAUUAUAACAUACUGAAUUAUUGACUAGAGCUCGACAAAAUAACUCUUAACAAAACAUUCUAUAAUUCUAAGCAUUUCAUGCAUUAUAAUUAGUAUUCAUAAUAAGGAUAUGUGUGUAUGUGUGUGUAUUAAUUGAGUAAUUGAGGAAUUUCAGCUAAUGAAAUUAUCGAUUCGUAUCUUAUGAAUCGUUAGGAACAAGUACAAAGAUCAAAUAUUAUCUACUCGACUCAAAGAUCUGAAUAAUAAUGAUGAUAAAAGUAUCAAAGAUCUAAUCAAUACAUGAAGGAUGAAAAGAAGGUAAAAUUCAUGGAUAAUGUUGAUGAUUCCUUGCAUAUACAGAAUCAUCGUUUUAACGUGAUUUGUUGUGUGAUCCAUGUUACAUAUUCCGAGACUCUCGUGUAAAUACCAGGAAGACGAGGUCUGGCACAACCUACUCCAGAAGAAACUACACCUACGACCAUCAUGCUACCAUCAGGAUGAUUUCCGACCAUAAGAGGACCACCACUGUCAGCCUGAAAGAAAAUAUGUUUCCUAUAAUCUUUUUUCCAUAUAUUUGUUUCGAAAAGAAAUCGAUUUUACUUGUUGUAAAACAUUUUUUUACGAAUAAAUUCAUUUAUGUUUAAUA